AUGCUUCGACAUAUUAUAAAUAGAGGAAUACACACAACAUCAAAGAUACAAAGGGUAUGAUUGACUAGAAGUUCGUAAAAAUCAGAUUAUUUCAGGAUAUUUCACGAAUUCCACUUUCCGAACCUUUAACAAUUUCAUCAGUUAUCAAAGAGUCUUCCAAUAAUCAUGAUUUUAAAAGAGAAUCAAGAGUUACACGAUUAAGUAAUGGAAUUCGAGUUUGUACUGAGCCAAGCUACGGUCAAUUCGUUACAAUUGGCGCUGGAAUCGAGAGCGGGUGUCGAUUCGAAAAUGGAUUUCCACCAGGAACAUCAAGAAUUGUUGAAAAAUUAGCAUUUUCUGUAAGUUUUCAGAUUUUUUUCUCUUUUAAAUAAAUAAAAUUCAUGCAGUCUUCAUUGAAUUUCUCGGAUCGAGACGAAAUUCUCAAUAUAAUUCAAGAAACGAGUGGAAUUGUUGAUUGUCAAAGUACUCGAGACACAUUUAUGUAUGCUGCAAGUUGUCAUAAAAAUGGAGUAGAUAAGAUAACUCAAAUUAUUUCUGAUUCAAUUUUAAAGCCAAUUUUUACUGAAGGAGAGUUGGAAUUUGCUAAGAAGAAUAUUGAAUUUGAAAAUCUUGAUCUUCCUGAGAAAAUCGAAGCAAUCGAAAUCCUCCUAAACGAUUACAUUCAUCAAGCAGCAUUUCAACAUAAUACAUUAGGAUAUCCAAAAUUCAAUGAAACAUCGGCCACAGACAAAGUAACACUAAAAGAUAUCUAUGGAUAUUUGAGUCGAGUUCACACUCCAGAAAGAAUUGUAGUCGGUGGAAUUGGUGUGGAUCAUGAUGAAUUUGUUGCAUCUGUUGAGAAGCAUUUCAAUGUAGAACAAUCUACUUGGAAAGUACUUUCAGAUGUUGUUCGUCCAAAUGUUCCAGAAUUAGAUCAAUCAUUAGCACAGUAUACUGGAGGAGAAUUGCGGGUUGAGCGAGAUUUGACGAAAUUAACCAUUGGAAAACCAUAUCCAAAUUUAGCGCAUGUUGUUAUUGGAUUCGAAGGAUGCAGUUACAAGUUAGUGGAACUUUAAGAAUUCCCAUUCCCAAAAAAAGUUUUUUUCAGAGACGAUGAUUUUGUAGCCUUCUGUGUACUCCAAUCUUUAUUAGGAGGUGGAAAUGCAUUUUCAGCCGGUGGACCUGGAAAAGGAAUGUAUUCUCGAAUGUAUUCUGAAGUUAUGUAUAGACAUCAUUGGAUGUAUACAGCAAUUGCCAAUAAUUAUUCAUAUAGAGAUUCUGGAUUAUUUACAGUUACCGGAAGUUGUGAUCCUGAAGCGGUAAGUUUUGGAUUUUUUUCUAUAAAAAAAUAUGAAAAUUUUUCCCUCCAGAUAAACCACGCAUUAAUCGUACUUAUCCAUGAACUUCUUCGAAUUCCACAAGGAGCUGAUAAACAGGAAUUGGAAAGAGCAAAAGCGCAAUUGAAAUCUCAACUUAUGAUGAAUUUGGAAAUUCGACCGGUUUUGUUUGAGGAUAUGGUUAGACAGUAUUUGGGACAUGAUGAGAGAAGAUCUCCAGAAGAAUAUGCGGAGAAAAUUGGUAAGGGCUUAAAAUCUAAAAAUGUUAACUUUCAGUUUUAAGAAAAUCUGAAAUUUUGGUGAAAAUUAAGAAGAGAGAGCCCGAAAAUGAGCCAAAAAUUGAGAAUUUUCUGAAAAUUGCGUGAUUUUCUGACCAAAAAAUUAUGACCGUACCAAAUCGACCUUCCAUUCGCCCUGUAUUCAGUUUUUGAUUAAAAAAAAACGCAAUUUUCUGAAAAUUCUCGACAUUUGGCUCAUUUUUGAGCACCUGAGGGCAAAAACUGAGAGCAGGAUAUUUCUCAGCGUGAAAAACUGUACAAAAAUCUUCUGAUUUUUGAAAAAUGAAUUUUCAAUUUCCACGUCACUUUUUCACGUUCACGUUCACGUUUAAAAUUCCAAUUUAUUUUCAAGUAUUUAUUUUUUUUCCAAAAUCUAUUGUUUCAACCAGGGUUCCGAACCGAUUCUGAAUUUUCGGUUUGGGUCGGGUCAAACCGAAAAAAACCCACCCAAAACCACCCACUUAUACCCAGUUCUAAAAUAGAACUACCCAGAACCGAACCCGAAAAAACAGUUCUGGUUCAGACUCGACCCAAACCCGACUCGAACCAGACCCACCCAGAACCAAACCCAUUUUUGGAGAACCAAGCCAGACCCAGACUCAAUGGAUCAGACUCGGGUAAGACCCAAACUCAUUCGAGAAUCAAAAAUACCCACCCGAACCAAUUCAACCCAAAUCCAACUCAAAUCCAAACCAUGUGGACUCGGGUACCCGGGUAAAAAUGGUUCUGAAAAAACAAUUCAAAAUUAUUCGAUAAUAAAAUAAUUCACCAGUUUUUAAAUUUUUUAAACCAUAACUAGCGGGUAUAGGAAAAACAUUUCAGUUUUUGUUGAAUUUUUUCAACGAGAAUCAAAAUUUCGGUUUUUGUUGAAUUUUUUCAACGAAAAAAUGUGUAAAUCUGGAAGAGCUUCCAGUUUUACAAAUCCAUCAUUUUCGAGCCAAUUUUCAUGAUUUCAGUCUAAAAUUGAUUGAAAUUCAUUUAGUGGGCAUCAUUCGAGUAAUAUUCAAAGAAAGCGUUUGAAAAAUAGUUGAAUAGCCGAUCAAUGAAAAUAAAUGUUUCGAUAACUGGUGAAUUAUUUUAUUAUCGAAUAAUUUUGAAUUGUUUUUUCAGAACCAUUUUUUACCCGGGUACCCGAGUCCACAUGGUUUGGAUUUGAGUUGGAUUUGGGUUGAAUUGGUUCGGGUGGGUAUUUUUGAUUCUCGAAUGAGUUUGGGUCUUACCCGAGUCUGAUCCAUUGAGUCUGGGUCUGGCUUGGUUCUCCAAAAAUGGGUUUGGUUCUGGGUGGGUCUGGUUCGAGUCGGGUUUGGGUCGAGUCUGAACCAGAACUGUUUUUUUGGGUUCCGUUCUGGGUAGUUCAUCCAUUUGUUUGUUCUGGAUCUGGGUCCAACCCACUCGAACCAGACCCGAUCUGCCCCAAGAACCGACCCAGUUCGGAACCCUGGUUUCAACUUUCAAAAUGAGAUUUCAUAUAAUCAUUUAUUUUUGUGUUUUUUGCUCAUUCGGACGUAAAUUCAAAUUUAUCUGAUCUGACUUUUUUAUUUUCAAAAUAAAAUAAAAUUCAAUUAUUCAAAUUUUCAGCCAAAGUUACAAAUAAGGAUAUAAUUCGAGUGGCCGAAAGAAUGUUAUCAACAAAACCAUCUUUGGUCGGAUAUGGAGAUUUGAGGAAAUUAUCGGUGAGUUUUUUCAGAGUUCCUAAUUAAUUUUUUAAUUUUUCUAAAUUAAUUAUCUCUAGAAAUACAAUUUGGUGGAUCAGGCAAUUGCUACAAGAUCAGUUAGAAAAUUGUAUGAAGAAAUCUCGUAA
Caenorhabditis angaria is the source of this 3395-nucleotide messenger RNA. Lineage: Eukaryota; Metazoa; Nematoda; Chromadorea; Rhabditida; Rhabditidae. The record is from the annotation of a GenBank genome assembly.